GCGAAUCAUAUCAAUUUAUGUCAUUUAAACUAACUCGUUCUUGUUAGACAAUCAAACUCUUCCAUGAUAGAAAAUAAUGCUUAUCAAAACAUGGUGACUACAACCGUUGCUUCUUCUGCUUCUGCAUUUGUACCUGUUCUCAACAACGAAGACAGAGACAUAUAUCAACCCAAGCGUACUUCUGGCGGUAACAACUUUUAUCAAAAAGAAAACGUAAUGGACUCUAAUUCUCGCUGUUACAUGACUACUACUUCUACACCUUCAAAUUCCUCCUCGCCCACUCAGACUUAUCGCCCACAAACUGACCGUAUGAUACCCUCAUUUAUUGAGAUCCCCCCUCAAAAAGAGAACAGCAAUACUUAUUAUAAUCGCUACUCACCUUCGCUUCCCUCUCCUUCUAGUUUAAUAUGGUCCAAUUCUCAACAUCAAAACGAAGUCUCUAAACCUUUUAUCUCAGAAAAUACUACCACUACACCCAACACAAACACAUCGUAUUUUGGAUACAACUCACCCUCCUACUUGAAACAAAUGAACGGUACCACAUCGCCUACUGAAAACGAUUACACUAACUCACAAUACCAUGACAAGAACAAAGCCAACUUUUAUACCCCCUAUAGAACUUCUUAUCAAACACAGCAAGCACAGAAUAACAAUAUUCCAUUUUCUUCAGCACAUGUGAUGUAUCCUGAUCAACAAUUUAAAUAACCUUUUCUUUAUUUCUUCUAUGAAUAUGUUCUAUUUCUUUUUCUCCCCCUUUCAAAUUAACACAAAAAAAAGGACAUUUUAUUAUGUAUAUAUGAUGCGCUUACAACGAGAUAAUUUUACUCCGUUUACUAUAAAUAAUAAAUCUUUUUUCUAACACGAUCCUCUCUUUUCCU
This is a messenger RNA of Gilbertella persicaria, 878 nucleotides long. RefSeq lists its product as uncharacterized. The record is from RefSeq and is a predicted model, not a curated record. The coding region runs from base 64 to 705 and encodes 213 amino acids. NCBI's taxonomy places the organism in Eukaryota, Fungi, Mucoromycota, Mucoromycetes, Mucorales, Choanephoraceae. The transcript has a single exon.